AUGAAAAAAUCUAUUGAGGAAGUACUAUGUGGAAAGCCAGUUUUAACAACAGCAAAGAAGUAUGGUAUACCCAAAGUGACUUUGUUAUACAAACCAACAGGCAAAACUCCAUGCAGUAUAAAAAUGGGCCCAGAACCAUACCUGCAGAAAGAUCAGGAGAAGAUUUUAGUAAAGUGGAAUAGUGAUGUAUCCAGAGCCGGUUUUCCUAUACAACAACAGCAGCUUAUGAGCAGUGUUCAGAUACUAAAAGUUGAAAUAAUAUUACAAUAUUAUUUCAAUGAAAAAUUUUUUAGUUUUCUUCUUGUUUCAGUUGCUUACGAAGGAACUGAGUAA
This is a messenger RNA of Diabrotica balteata, 333 nucleotides long. The record is from the annotation of a GenBank genome assembly. Lineage: Eukaryota; Metazoa; Arthropoda; Insecta; Coleoptera; Chrysomelidae.